This is a messenger RNA of Ostreococcus tauri, 1719 nucleotides long. Its product is annotated as Translation initiation factor, beta propellor-like domain. The record is from RefSeq and is a predicted model, not a curated record. Bases 1 to 1719 code for a protein of 572 amino acids. The transcript has a single exon. Gene Ontology annotation, cellular component: cytosolic small ribosomal subunit. Gene Ontology annotation, biological process: translational initiation. Gene Ontology annotation, molecular function: ribosome binding; tRNA binding; protein binding. NCBI's taxonomy places the organism in Eukaryota, Viridiplantae, Chlorophyta, Mamiellophyceae, Mamiellales, Bathycoccaceae.
AUGACGACGGACGACAUGAUCACCGCCACCGUCACCGAGCGCACGCCCGUGGGGAUGAAGCACUGGAAGUUUCACGACGUCCCGAGCACGAUGGGAAAGAGCGACGAGGAGGCGAUGGCGGCGUACGCCUCGCACGCUUUUCGCGCUUCGGCGACGACGGAGAGCGAGACCGAGGCGUUGACGUCGUGUUAUUCGCGCGAUGGUAUGUUAUUCGCGUGCGCAAACGCCGACAAGGUGGACGUGUACGACGCGAGCGUGGAGCCGCACGCGCUCAAAGGGACGAUGAUGUUGCGAGGCGCCACCGCGCUGAGCUUUUCGCCUGGACAGAAAUACUUAUCCAUCUACCAGAAGCAGACCGCAACGGGGGCGGCGAAGGACGAGAAGAAUCUAACGGUGUGGAACGUCAAAGAAAUGUGCUCAGGCACCGCACCCAGCAAGGUUUACGAGGUGUUCCAGAGGCAGUUCUUGAAAGCGGAGUGGCCUUACUUUCAGUUCAGUGAAGAUGACUCGACUGCGGUUAGAUGCGUCAGUAACGAGAUCCAAAUAAUUCGACCGGACGCUGGAUUCGAGAAACAUGUUCGUUUGCGCGUACCCUCAGUGGCGGUGGCAAAGAUCUCGCCCGGUCCUACGCCUCGAGUUGCCUGUUUCGUUCCCGAGGUGAAAGGAGCACCUGGAUCCGUGCGUAUUUACGAGCUCGCCCAGCACACGGAAGAGGGAGUUAUCGAGAAUCCCACCCCGGUGGCGCGCAAAUCAUUUUUUCGCGUCACCGAGGUCGAUCUCAUGUGGGCGCCGGAUGGAUCUGCCGUGUUGAUUUUAGGAUCGAGCGAGGUGGACGCCACGAACAAGUCAUAUUACGGCGAGAGCUGUUUGCACUACCUCAAAGCGGAUGGUUCGUUUGAGGGGGCGGUGCCGCUCUCUAAGGAAGGACCGGUGCACGACGCGCAAUGGUCGCCGUGUAGUGAUGAGUUCGGCGUGGUAUACGGAUACAUGCCGGCGAAGGCGACCAUUUACAAGGCUGCGAAGUGCGAGCCAAAGUAUGAACUCGGCGCCGGCCCACACAACACGCUUCGUUGGAACCCAUUUGGCCGCUUCAUCGCUCUCGCCGGUUUCGGCAACUUACCCGGUGACAUAAAAUUCUUUCAAAAGAUGAAAGACGGGAAGUACAAGCCGGUAGGCUCGACUCGCGCGGCAUGUUCGGUCACGCUCGAAUGGUCUCCAGACGGUCGACGACUGCUCACGAGCACGGUAGCUCCGCGUCUCAACGUUGACAAUGGCUGGAAGAUUUGGAGAUAUAACGGGGACUUAUUACUCCACGAGGAGCGCGCGAAGAUCUAUGAGGCGUUCUGGCGCCCGGUUCCCAAGGGAACUUUUCAAGAUCGCCCCAUUUCACCUGCGUCCAAGCGCGUUGAGACCGCCAGUCAGCAGGCGUCCACGGCGAAACCCGCCGGAGCGUACAAACCUCCGCACGCAGCGAAAACGGCGUAUAGGCCACCGCACGCGACAAGUGGAAGUGGUAACUUCAGUCUCGCCAAGGCAUCGGAGGAAGAGAUGAAAGCCGGAAAGUACAAACCGGCCGGCGCCGCGACCAAGUCAGUGGAAGACUCUGGACCCCCGGGCGCCGGAGGCCAACUCUCAGUAGCAGCUGCUAAAAAUGCUAAGAAGCGCGCGGCGAAGAAGCGCGCCGCCGCAGCGGCGAAGGAGAUCGAACAAAAGUUGUAA